CAUUGGUUGCCUCAUCUCUUCCCCUUUGAAACGACUGCAGGCCGUCCGUUUGACGACUCUGCUGCGAGGCGCUGCAAUUAACUAUUUGUUUCCCAUCUUACAAACUAAAGAAGAUAGUGGAUAAAACACUAUUCGCCAAGUGUUGUUAGCCAUGAUGAGUGCUUCCAAACUCAAGGCGGUGUCCUCUGGACGGCUGACGGGGACGACAAGAAGAGGGAAGAAAGACGUGAUGGUUCAGAGGUUUACCAGACCAAUCACAGUGCCGGCCUACUCCCUCUACUCCACAGACUCUGAGGACCAGGUGAGCACCAUCCACCGGGGUCUGGACCACUGUGCCUCCCUGCUGGACCGCCUCCUCCAGGCGGACUCGGCCGAAAGUAAACCAAGUCAGAAUGGCGUGGUGGACACCAGAGGUCAAAGGUCACUUGGAAGGCGACACAACCUGGAGAGGAGGAAAACCGGGAGAACCAAGACAGCUCCACCGGCCGUCCCCUCCCCGGCCGUGACCCCCCCCAGCGAUGCGCCGGGGGCCGCCCCGGACGCCCCGCGCUCAGUCGGUCCCGCAGAGGGAGCCAAUCAGCUGUCCGGUCAGCCGACCAAUAGGACGACCGCACGGUUCAACGCACGCCUGCCCACCUCCACGCCGUCCCGGAGCCCUACGGGGGUCCCCAAUGGAGACCCCCAGUCCGUGGCCCCCUCUCUGGGCCGCCUGGCCCCCCCAGGCGGCCCCUCGGCCUGUCUUACAGCCGGGGCUAACGGCGGCACGCUAGCAUCGUCUCCCCCUCUCCCAGGGGCCCUGGCCCCGUCUCACCCUCUCCCUCUCCCAGGGGCCCUGGCCCCGUCUCACCCUCUCCCUCUCCCACAGGCCCUGGCCCUGUCUCACCCUCUCCCAGGGGCCCUGGCCCCGUCUCACCCUCUCCCUCUCCCAGGGGCCCUGGCCCCGUCUCACCCUCUCCCUCUCCUAGGGGCCCUCACCCCGUCUCACCCUCUCCCAGGGGCCCUCACCCCGUCUCACCCUCUCCCUCUCCCAGGGGCCCUGGCCCCGUCUCACCCUCUCCCAGGGGCCCUCACCCUGUCUCACCCUCUCCCUCUCCCAGGGGCCCUGGCCCCAUCUCACCCUCUCCCAGGGGCCCUGGCCCUGUCUCACCCUCUCCCACAGCCCGGGCCCCCGUCUCACCCUCUUACACGGGCCCCCUGCCCCCGCCCCCUCCCCUCUGUGGCAGCCUAUCAGCAGCCCCCUCAGACCCCCCCUGGUCCCGCCCCCUCCGCCAGCCCCCUGGCCCUGCCUCUCUCCCUGGUUGCCCCGUCUCCACAUCCCCGUCCCACCAGCCCGGUGGGACGGCCCGUCGCCCCCCCUCCCUCUGACCAGCCAGGGAGGCCCCUCCCCCUACAGAACCCGCCUCCUACCUCUGGACCAAUAGGAGGAGGAGGAAGAGCGGUCACUGGCCGAGCGACGGAGGACGAGGGGGAACGGGAGGAGUGCACGGCAGGGGCGUGGACGGCGAAGGAGUGCACGGUGGAGAGAUUGCAACAUACGCUGGAGGAGCUCUGGACCGUGCUAGCGGGAAAAGGUUACACGGCGGCAGAACGGCUGCUGACUGAGUUUGAGCGGGCGCUGGCAGAUGGCCCUCUGGGGCCCCAGACCAGCCUGGCCCCGCAGGCGCUACGCAGCCAGAACGCCCAGCCGCACCGGGGUAUGAGGAUCUUCAACCAGCAGUUGCAGGAGAGAGAGAGGGCCGAGAGACUUUGCAGAGAAAGCCACUGUGACGCAAUGUGCCUGGAGGCGGAGCUUAGCGCCGUCCAAUCACAGCUGGGGAGGCUGCAGGCGGAGGUGUCGGAGCUGCGGAUGGCCUUGCAUGAGAAGGACGCCGAGAACGCCCGCAUCAGAGCAGGCUCUGUGGCCCGGUGUCCCGGGACGUCUGGCCAGGUGCUCCUGCUGGCCCAGACGAGGCUGAAGGAGAUGGCGUCUCGGCCCGGUCUCUGCAGUGUGCUCCAGGGGCCCCCUCUGACCCGCCGGGCCCUGGACCAACACCAGCGUGGGCAUGACCACUCGGGGCCCUCGUCCAACCAGGUCCACCAGUACCUCAGCUCCCUGGGCGCCGGCCAAUCGGGGGCUGGUAUUUUGGAGCCCUGCCCGGAUGUUUGGGAGGAUGACCGCUGCAUCAGCUUGUCUGUGAUGCGAGGAGCCAGUGAGUCAGUGGUGGGUGGAGCCAGUGAGUAUGUGGGGGGAGGAGCCAGUGAGUCAGUGAUGGGAGGAGCCAGUGAGUCUGUGGGGGGAGGAGCCAGUGAGUCAGUGAUGGGAGGAGCCAGUGAGUCAGUGAUGAGAGGAGCCAGUGAGUCAGUGGUGGGAGGAGCCAGUGAGUCAGUGAUGAGAGGAGCCAGUGAGUCAGUGGUGGGAGGAGCCAGUGAGUCAGUGGUGGGAGGAGCCAGUGAGUCAGUGGUGGUAGGAGCCAGUGAGUCAGUUGUGGGAGGACCCAGUCAGUCAGUUGUGGGAGGAGCCAGUCAGUCAGUUGUGGGAGGAGCCAGUGAGUCAGUGGGGGGAGGAGCCAGUGAGUCUGUGGUGGGACGAGCCAGUGUGUCAGUGGGGGGAGGGGCCAGUGUGUCAGUGGGGGGAGGGGCCAGUGAGUUUUUUGGGGGAGGGGCCAGUGAGUCGAUAAGGGGAGGCGCCAGUGAGUCCAUGAGGGGAGGGGCUUGGCUGGAUCCAGAGAGGGUGACCUUUGCACCGCCAGAAGAAGUAGCGACCUCAUCGCUGGGGGGCGGCGGCCAGAGCUACCAGAAAGUUCUCCGGCUCUUGCGGAGCUCCAACGCGCUCGCCCCCCUGCCGGGCCUGGGCCAGUCACACGGCUCCCCCCACUGGGAGGUGGCGUCCCAUUGGUCGGUCGGGUCAGGCUCCACCUUCGACACGAGGGACGAGGUGGCGUUCUGCCACGGGAUGGCGGUUCUGGACGCCAGCAUUGCCAGCCUGCAGCGCAGCCUCAGGAAGGACCUGGUCACAUGACCUGGUCACAUGACCCGGUCACAUGACCCGGUCACAUGACCAUCAGGAAGGACCUGGUCACAUGACCCGGUUACAUGACCCUCAGGAAGGACCUGGACACAUGACCUGGGCACUUGACCCUCAAGAAGGAGCUGGUCACAUGCCGUGGUCACAUGACCUGGUCACGUGACCCUCAAGAAGGACCUGGUCGCUUGACCUGGUCACAUGACCUGGUCAGUUGACUGGAUCACAUGACAUGGUCACUUAACGUGGUCACUUGACGUGUGUGUGGUGAUAUUUAUAUUAUAUCUUAAUUUAAUUUUUACAAAUGACUUGUUUAUGAACUGUGGCUUAAAUAAAUUCACGAAAUAAAAACUUUUUGAAAGAA
Molecule: messenger RNA, 3365 nt
Organism: Gadus macrocephalus (Pacific cod)
Lineage: Eukaryota; Metazoa; Chordata; Actinopteri; Gadiformes; Gadidae
Exons: 12
Coding region: 152-2998 (948 amino acids)
Biological process (GO): protein localization to centrosome
Cellular component (GO): centriolar satellite
Source: RefSeq, a predicted model, not a curated record